Messenger RNA from Asparagus officinalis (garden asparagus), 2385 nucleotides. RefSeq names its product protein STRUBBELIG-RECEPTOR FAMILY 5-like. Gene Ontology annotation, biological process: protein phosphorylation. The transcript is spliced from 16 exons. Lineage: Eukaryota; Viridiplantae; Streptophyta; Magnoliopsida; Asparagales; Asparagaceae. Gene Ontology annotation, molecular function: protein kinase activity; protein binding; ATP binding. The coding region runs from base 158 to 2227 and encodes 689 amino acids. The record is from RefSeq and is a predicted model, not a curated record.
CCACAAACCCUAAUACCCCAGGGCAACGGGAGAGAGAUAGAGAGAGAGAGAGAGAGUGAGGACACAGAUUCCGAUACAACUUAUGAAGGCAAGCCCGCCCUGCAGAGAAGAAAAAGAAGCUAAUUGAUAUAUAAGCCAUUCAGCAUUUGGUUGGUUGAUGGUGAUGGCGGCUCCUCCGCUGUCGUCGACCACCUUUGCCUUCAGUACUUUCUCCUCCUCCUUCUUCUUCUUUGCAGUCUCAUCCCUUCUCAUCAAUCCCGCCGCUUCAGACACCAAGUCAGCCGAUGUUUCUGCCCUUAAUGUCAUCUUCCAAAGCUUAAAUAGCCCUUCUCAGCUCUCUGGCUGGAAGUCCAAUGGAGGAGACCCUUGCGACAAACCCUGGCAAGGAAUCACCUGCUCCGGCUCUUCUGUCACUGAAAUCAAAUUGCCAGGUCUUGGCUUGUCUGGUACCUUGGGCUAUCAGCUCUCCAGUUUGACAUCUGUAACCUACUUUGAUUUCAGCAAGAAUAAUCUUCAUGGUGAUAUUCCAUACCAGCUCCCGCCGAAUGCACUUCACAUAGAUCUUGCGGGGAAUACAUUAACUGGUGGGAUACCUUAUUCGAUCUCACAAAUGACUGACCUUGAAUAUCUAAACCUUGCCGGUAAUCAGCUUAAGGGCCAAAUGUCUGACAUGUUUGGGAAACUACAGAAGAUGUCCGAGCUGGAUCUGUCAUUCAACCACUUCUCUGGUGACCUGCCUGAAAGUUUUGGAUCUCUCAGAAACCUUAAAACUUUGCAUCUGCAGAACAACCAGUUUAGUGGUUCGAUAAAUGUUCUUGCUGAUCUCCCACUUGAUGAUUUGAAUGUUCAGAACAACCAAUUUACUGGCCAGGUUCCACCCAAAUUGAAAGAUAUUGACAAUCUACAAAUUGAUGGAACUUCUUUAUCUGGUUCAUCGAGUAGUAAAAAAGGAGGAAAAGCUAAGGGCAUGAAUAUAGCAAUCAUUGCUGGGGUAGUUAUAGCUGUGUUGCUUGUCAUUGUGUUGCUACUGGCCGUGCUGAGAAAAGCAAAAUCAUCUUCAGCUUCAUCUCCUUAUAUUGAUGAACACUCUUACCAGAACAGAUCAUUUACACCUUUAGCUGAUAAUGAGUUAAUAGAGCAAGCAGUGGUGUCUUCUUCCCUUAACUUGAAGGGGUUACAGACGUCUCCUCCUAUGGACCUUAAACCCCCACCUCCUGGUCCCCAUGAAUCCUUAAAUGAGAAUGAAUUUUCUGUUAAACUCAACAAACAUAGCAUAGGUCAUGCUCAUGCCAUAACAUAUUCAUUGAUAGAUCUGCGAGCAGCUACUGGGAGCUUUAGUUCAAGUCGACUUCUUGGAGAGGGAUCCAUUGGAAGUGUUUAUAAGGCAAAAUAUGCAGAUGGAAAGGUUUUGACUGUGAAGAAAAUAGACUCAAAGCUUCCCGGAGACAGCUCUUCAGCUUUUAUGGACAUAAUUGCUGCAAUUUCUCGGAUGCAUCAUCCAAACAUUUCCGAAUUAAUUGGUUUCUGCUCGGAGUCUGGUUAUCAACUUUUAGUUUAUGAAUUCCAAAGGAAUGAAUCUCUUCAUGAAUUCCUACAUUUAUCAGAUGAUUAUAGCAGGCCGUUGACAUGGGAUACUCGAGUCAGGAUUGCUCUAGAGACAGCUCGGGCUCUGGAAUAUCUGCAUGAGGUAUGCUCUCCAUCUUCUAUCCACAAAAACAUAAAGUCGGCCAACAUCUUACUUGAUGCUGAGCUCAAUGCUCACCUGUCUGAGUGUGGGCUAACAGCUUAUUACGAGGGACAAAAUUUGAGCCCUGGAUACGAUGCUCCAGAAUUCACCAACACCCGUGCCUACACAUUGAAAAGUGAUAUUUACAGCUUUGGGGUGGUUAUGUUAGAGCUAUUGACAGGUCGGAGGCCUUUUGACAGUUCCAAGCCAAUGGCAGAGCAGUCGUUAGUUUCUUGGGCCAUACCACAACUCCACGACAUGGGUUCAUUGAAGCAGAUGGUGGAUCCUGCCCUUCAUGGACUCUACCCACCUAAAUCUUUAUCUCGAUUUGCUGAUGUUAUUGCGCAGUGUGUUCUGUUGGAACCUGAACUGAGGCCUGCAAUGACAGAAGUGGUGCGAUCCUUAGCUCAAUGUGUUCGUCCUGCUGGCAUUAACAACAAAUUGAGUGGAAAGAUGAGUACUUCCCUACGGAGUGAUGAUUCGGAUUACGGAUACUAUUGAUGCUAAUUUGUACAUAGAUUCAGUCUGAUGGUGGAGAACCGACUUUUAUCAAAGCAUUUAUUGACAUAUUUAUAUCUGAUUUUCUAGUUCUAGGAUGCUAAGUUGUAUUGCCACAUGCAUCGCUUUCCCUUUCUCUCAGGCACUGGUUUCCUUUGAUA